Molecule: messenger RNA, 1450 nt
Organism: Passer montanus (Eurasian tree sparrow)
Lineage: Eukaryota; Metazoa; Chordata; Aves; Passeriformes; Passeridae
Product: collagen alpha-1(I) chain-like
Exons: 2
Coding region: 445-1413 (322 amino acids)
Source: RefSeq, a predicted model, not a curated record
UUGCUUUGCUCUGCUCCUGUCAGGUUUGCUCUGGGGCUUUGUGUUUAGUUUUUGCGUAGAGAUAAGCUGUAUUCGUCUCUGGACAGCAUCUCGGCUGGGGAGUGCCCUGUGCACUGGCAGAAAGGGUCUGGGAGUGCCGCGGGCUCUUCUCCCGAGGCUGCCAGAGGAAAGGGAGCAGCAGCUCUCGCAAUCAGAGCGCCGCGGUGUCAGGGUGUGCGGCGGCCGCUGGCAGAGCCCGGUGGCGAGCGGCUGGCGCUGCCCGCCCGGCUGGCGCUGCCCGGGCGCUGCUGUCACCCGUCCGUGCCCCGCCUGGCGCGGCCCCUGCCGCUGUCCCGGCACGCCGGGGGCUGCCGGGGGAGCCGCUCUCCACACCAGGUGCGGGUGCUCGAACGCGCCUUCGACAUCGUGCCACUGCUCCAUGUAGCUUUGGCAUAAAGAGAAAGGAUGCAGCUGCUGCGUUCACGGCAGCGUGUGCUGCAGCGCGGAGCGGGAGCGGGCUGCAGCCGCGGUCUCACGGAACCGUCCGAACGCGGUGCAGCUGGGCUGAGGUGGCCCCGAGUCAGGCCCGGCGUCUCAGACCGGCGGUGGCGGAAGAUGCGGGGAAAAGCUACGGAAACAGUGGAGGAUGCGGAGGAAAUGCUUACUGAGGAGAGCUUCGAGGCCGCGGCCCUGGCUCAGAGGGGAGCGCGGGCAAGAGGCUGGCACAGCAGCGGAGCGGGGGUCAGCUUCUGUUCCUGUGUGUGUGGAGCCAGAGCACGGCUGGGCCCAGAAGGCCCCUCCAGAGAUGCCCCCACCCAGCCCAGCUGUGGCACCGCAGCUGCCCGUGUCCCCCCACUGCAGGGCGCCGCGCUGCCCCAAAGCACGGAUUUACUGAACGCCAGAGAACCAGCUUGGGCAAACCACCCUGCCCGCUCCCACAGCCCGGGACUGCUGCACCAGGCAGGGCUGGCCAGACCCCCGGGGCCCCCCGCAUUCCCGGGGAGCAGAGAGGCAGAGGGGAGGAAGGCUCCUGCUGAACCCUGUGGGGGAUGGCCGGUCCCCAGAGGGAAGGGGAGCGGCAGCUGGGUGUGCCCAGAGCCCUGGCAGCCCAGCUCCGGCCCCGUGUCCCAGCCGGGCACGGGGUGCCCCAUGGCACGGGGGCUCCUCUCAGGGAAAAGCCAAUUAAUCCCUGCCUGUGUGAAUGGCCGAGGCUCAACAGCCAGCAGAGCCCUGCUUUGCCCACAUCAGAGUGAACACAGCUUGCAUUUGAAAAGAACUUUAUUUAAAAUCAGCGAUGAUACAGACUUCCCCCGCCACAGCACAGAGUGUCCCAGCACAAGGUCCCCAUGCCCUGGGCAGCCCCGGCUCACACCAGGCCCAGGGAUUCCAUAUGGAAAUACAACAUGUACAGAAGAUCUGCUCCUUCACAGCUAACAGGCAAUUCAUUAACCUCAGCCCAUUUAAUUUUAUU